This is a messenger RNA of Gavialis gangeticus (Gharial), 2253 nucleotides long. Its product is annotated as kinesin-like protein KIF28P. Gene Ontology annotation, cellular component: adherens junction. The coding region runs from base 1 to 1854 and encodes 617 amino acids. Gene Ontology annotation, biological process: regulation of protein localization. The record is from RefSeq and is a predicted model, not a curated record. NCBI's taxonomy places the organism in Eukaryota, Metazoa, Chordata, Crocodylia, Gavialidae. Gene Ontology annotation, molecular function: cell adhesion molecule binding. The transcript is spliced from 14 exons.
AUGGGGGAUAAAGGAGGCUUUUGCAGUGGGGAAGAGCUGCAAUAUUUGCUGGUUGAAAAUGAACAGCACAUUCAAACUAUUCAGGUAACCUGGGAAUCUCGGUUAGAAGAAGCUCGGAAAGAAUGGGAACAGCAGUAUGCUGCAAUUACUCAGGAGAGAAGGAUGAUGGAGACGUUCCCUUAUCUCUUGAAUAUCAAUGAAGACCCACAGCUUUCUGGGGUACUCAAGCACUUCAUUCAGGAUGGUGCAAGUGAUGUUGGUCAGUCAGCCUCAAAUGCAAUAGUCCUUAAAGGUCUGGGCAUUAUGGACAAGCAAGCUACAUUUACAAACACUGAUGGCAAAGUCACCAUAACACCCUGGGAUAAGAGCAUGGUCAUUGUUAACGGGGUGCCUGUCACUGUGAAAACUAAACUGCAGCACUUGGACCGUAUUAUUUUGGGGUCAAACAGUGCUUACCUCUACAUUGGACCUCCUGCAGAACGCACCAAUGAAGGCUUGCUGAGAUAUGAUUAUGAUUUCUUUCAGUCAGAGCUGGCAGCUGCGGAUGGCUUUAGCGUAGAUAAGCUUGGUGCUGUUAGUAAUAAGGAUGGCAAACCAGACCCCAGCGUUCUUGCAGUAUUCCAUGAUUAUAUCAAGCUAAUGCCUUUGGUUGCAGAAGCCAAUCAGAUGAGUGAGGAGCUGAACAAGGGUCUCAAGUUUGAAUUGAAGGUGAAAAAUCUAGCAUCUUCAGAUUCCAGAGGUUAUGAUCUGCAAAAGGAAAUAAUAGUAAAGGUGAUGCACAAAAUUACUAAGCAGGUAUGGGUGUGGUCAAAGGCCAAGUUCAUCAACAGGAAAUUCUUAAUGGAGGAACUUUAUCAGCACUUUCUAGAUGGAGAGGACAUGCAUGUGGAGCAAGACAAUGAUCCAUUUUGGGAUCCUGUUGAGGUUAUUCAUUUAGGAUCUGCUCACAUUUGGCUUCAGUCACUCGCUUACUGCAUGAAGCUGGAAGAACAAACAGAGCUUCUGAACUUCGAAGGACAGGAGGAGGCUGUUGUACUUAUAAAUGUAGUGCCGUGUUCCAGUGAUGGAAGAGCCUUUGAAGAGGAUGAUGUGGUCAUUGACCCUUUGGAGUUGCUGGGAAGGCAGAUCGAUUUCCAGAUUCACAUUGUGCAGUGUUUUGGAGUCAGAUGGCUGAGAGACGUCUCUGACAGGGGGAUUCAGAUUGGGUACAGAGUUUAUGACCUUCCACGAUCUGUGUACACAAAGCCUGUCUGGAAAAGUGUGAAUCCAAAGAUAGAAGAGAGAACACAUUUCUCAGCCCUCACUGUAUCCCAUGAUUUUUUGAAUUAUUUACAGAAAAAUGCUUUAAUUGUUGAUCUCUGGGGCCUUCAAGAGGGGUGCACAGAGCUAGACUGUUCCCUCCAAGGCUGCAGGGUCACAAGUGAGGGCACCAUUAUUGUCGAUAGCCCAAAAGAUUUGAAUGCAUAUGAUAUUAGUCUGGAUGCACCAAACCAAAUGUCUAAACUCUACACGAAGCUACUGAAGCUGGAACAGGAAACUGAGCUUCUGAGGGAUAUUAACAGAGCUCUAAGGGAAGAAAAUAUUUUUCUUAAGGAGCAGCUGAAGAAAUGGGACACAGGACACCAUGAAAGUAAGAAUAUGAAGUCACCUCACAAAUGGACAAUUAAGAUGACAAAACCACCUCUCUCAUCAGAAGGAACUGACCAGCUGUGCCGUCACCGGACCAGCUAUGACAGUGAUUUUGCUAAAGCCCUUAAGGUCUUCUAUCAAAACAUGAAUGUAGUAAGAGGACAGUUUCUGAAGCUGAAGCACAGCAAACCCCCCGUAUGUCUGAUUUUUGAAGUGUUGUUUUAAGAAAUGGGAACUGGGCCUCUUCAGAUUUAAGAUCCUUUUAUGUCACCAGCUUUUACUACAGGAUUGCAGGUGACAUAAUUCUUAUUUCUUGCAACUAUUUCCUUUCCUGCUUUUUGCAUUAGAACAAACCUGUUUCCAUGAGCUUGUUUGUCAGCAUUCUUAGGCUAGGAAUAGAUGAUAUAUUUACCCCUGGACAAGUUGUGCCCAUGUUUAUCCUGGACCAGAAAUAUCCCAGGAUUGGCGUGUACACAAUUCACUCUUCCAAUCAGGGUUUAGUAAACAGAUGAAUGCACUGCUGCUUUUCUGCCAUUAAUGAGGUAAUCCCAGGAUGCACUCUGUGAUGUACUGGGAUAAACUGUUAGUACUUCUUAUCCAAUAAGCCUUUUUAGGAUUUAUCCU